Messenger RNA from Trichoplax adhaerens, 279 nucleotides. RefSeq lists its product as uncharacterized. The transcript has a single exon. The record is from RefSeq and is a predicted model, not a curated record. NCBI's taxonomy places the organism in Eukaryota, Metazoa, Placozoa, Uniplacotomia, Trichoplacea, Trichoplacidae. The annotation marks the transcript as partial. Gene Ontology annotation, molecular function: protein binding.
GAUGUUAUUAUCAAGAUCAAUGACGCUCAAUUUCAUUGCCAUCGCUUCGUGCUAGCAUCGUUUAGCUCUUACUUUCAAGCAAUGUUCGUAAAUGAAAUGGCAGAAUCUCAGCAAAAUAUCAUCGAGUUAAAAGAACUGAACGAGGAUGUUUUCGCUGACAUUAUUCACUAUUUUUAUGGAGUAGAUUUGAAGAUCACUGAGAAAAAUGUUCAGAUAUUGGCAAUAACUGCAUCCAUGCUUAAUAUUAUGGAUGUCGUUGACAAAUGUUACUCAUUUUAA